GAGCAACAGCAAUUGCGUUUCGUUUGGUUUUCAGCGGGGCCGGCGGCGGGCGCACAGCACAGAGCUGGAGGCCGCCGCAGCACGCACAGCACAGUCGUCGCAGGCAGCCGGCCCGCUCCUCCUCCUCCUCCUCCUCCUCCUCCUCCUCCUCCCUAUAAAAUCCCCCUCCCCUGCGCACCCGGUCUCUCCGGCUCCACGUCGCCCAUAUACCAUACGUGGACAUCGAGGUGGUCGGCCAUGGCGGAGCUCCAGCAGCUGCAGCAGGUGGCGAGCGACGACGCGGCGGAGUGGAAGCAGGUGGCGGAGCUGAGGGCCGUCACCCAAGCCCAGGAUCCUUCCUGCAAGGAGGAGGACGACUACACUCUGCGUCGGUUCCUCCGCGCGCGGGACCACAACAUCGGCAAGGCGUCGGCGAUGCUUCUCAAGUACCUCAAGUGGAAGCCGACGGCGAAGCCCCACGGCGGCGAGAUCCCGGCGUCGGAGGUGGCGCGGGAGGUGGCGCAGGCGAAGCUUUGCCUGCAGGGGUACGACAGGGAAGGGCGGCCCCUGAUCUACGGCUUCGGCGCGCGGCACCACCCGGCGCGGCGGGACAUGGAGGAGUUCAAGCGCUACGUCGUGCACGUCCUGGACGCCACCGUCGCGCGCCUGCCGCCGCCGGGGCCCGGGCGGCAGGAGAAGUUCGCCGCCGUCGCCGACCUCAAGGGCUGGGGCUACGCCAACUGCGACAUCCGGGGGUACCUGGCGGCGCUGGACAUCAUGCAGAGCUACUACCCGGAGCGCCUCGGCCGCGUCUUCCUCAUCCACGUGCCCUACGUGUUCAUGGCCGCCUGGAAGAUCGUCUACCCCUUCAUCGACGACAACACCAAGAAGAAGUUCGUGUUUGUGGCGGAUAAGGACCUUGAUAGGACGCUCCGGGAGGCCAUUGAUGACUCCCAGCUCGCCGAGAUCUAUGGCGGCAAGCUCAAACUCGUCGCGCCGCCGGCAAAUUAAACGGCAACAACUGAAAACGGAUCCAUCCCAUGAACUCUGCAAUGCAGCUGAGCAGAGCAGAGAGAAUGCAGCAGCAGAGUACAGUACGCGAGCUAGACGGACGGACGCUCGAAUACGUACGGGUCAGAGAAAUAUAUAUGUAUGUAAAUCGUAGCAGCUAGGAGAAUUAGCAAUUGCAAGUGACGACAUGUCAUCUUGUACAAGACACGCGGAAUGAAAGAUGCAUGGUUUCUGUAUGCUGUCCUCUGUACUGUAACCAGCCGGUGAUGAGUGCAAAUAAGAUUAUUACUACACUUCUCUAUA
Sorghum bicolor (sorghum) is the source of this 1293-nucleotide messenger RNA. Its product is annotated as random slug protein 5. The transcript has 2 exons. The record is from RefSeq and is a predicted model, not a curated record. Lineage: Eukaryota; Viridiplantae; Streptophyta; Magnoliopsida; Poales; Poaceae. The coding region runs from base 238 to 990 and encodes 250 amino acids.